Molecule: messenger RNA, 2379 nt
Organism: Penicillium atrosanguineum
Lineage: Eukaryota; Fungi; Ascomycota; Eurotiomycetes; Eurotiales; Aspergillaceae
Exons: 4
Coding region: 1-2379 (792 amino acids)
Source: RefSeq, a predicted model, not a curated record
AUGGUGGGCAGAAGAGGCCGCAGAGCCACCGCAGGGCCUGCCAUUCACUCCAGUCCGGCCACGCGAUCUUUGCGCAAUGCAGCCGACUCUGCACCAGCCCCGAUUGCUACUCCCACACGCGGCCGUGGUCGUGGUCGUGGCCGUGGCCGUGGCCGAGGGAGGGGCCGCUGGGCCGAUCACUGGACGCGUAGAGCGAGUAUGCCAGGGCGAGUUACCACAGAAGAGAGCCCCCCGCCCAGCGAACCUGAAAUGCGUUCGCAUAUUAUCAAAUUUCGAGUAGGAACUCCUGCUCUUCGCAAUCUGCAAAAUGCAUCUGCCGAUGCCACAGAGGACGCUGAGACGUCUCAUACUUCCCCCUCGAGCACUCCUGAGGAUUCGCAGAAUCCCGAGACUCCCCGCGUGCGUCGAUCUAAGAGGGCCAUGGCUGUUCCUGAAUCAUCACGUACUACUCGGCAGUCGGCUAGGUUCAAACCUUCCGAUCUGGCCGACGACACUCCGGAGAAAUCCGUUGAUGCUGAUGACACCGAGGAUGAAGGCUAUUCGCCUCACAUAGAAGCCCAUGAUGAGGAUUUCGAUCCCCUGCCUCGUAUCAAGAAUGCUUCUCGAACUCCUGAGCCUGCUCGGCAUCCAAAUGUCCGAUAUCAAACCGAUGAGGAUCACGAGAUUGCUGAUUCCGGCUCUGCAACGUACGCUCAUGAUAGUCUCGAUGAGCCACCUCGUGGCAUGUUUUCUCCGCGUUUCUCACGCAAACGAAAAUCCUUCGAAAUGAAGGACGAAAGCCAGGACUCGGAGUCCUUCGGUAUAUCGGAAAUCGCCAACAAGAAGCCCAAGAUUGAAGAAGAUGCUGAACCUACACCCGAGAGUGCCCUGCAGAACGGCAGAGAAAGUGGAUCUCUUUCUGACAACACCGUCGACGUUCCCGUUGAAGACAUUCCUCCAGUAGUCGCUCCCGCCCGAGGCCGAGGCCGAGGACGCGGAAGUCGUGGUGGCUGGCGCGGACGUGGUCGGGGUCGAGGUCGUGGACGCGGCAGUCGAGGCGGUGCCAUUGGACCUAUUCGAUCGACUGUUGUUCGCGCACGCGGUCGAGGCCGAGGCCGGGCCCGGGCCUCAGCAGCCGCACUCCGACGCGGUGGCAAGAGAAUCGAAGAUGAGAUCUGGGAUAGCGAGAGCCGUCGACGAUCCCCUUCGCCCAUUCCAAUUACGCAGCCGAUUAAAGAUCGACAGGAGGAGCUCGCAGCACUGUUCAAGAAGGUUGGACAGGCACAGCAGCUUGCACUUAGUGUGCUGGCAGAUCAUUCCAUGACGAAAAUUGUGCGAGACAAGUUCGCCCAUCAGGACUGUCCCGAGUUUGUGCAGGUCCAGAAGGAACUUGCCGAUUAUGAGCGCAAGGCGUUGAAUCGGUACCGCGAGCAAUACGACUUGAAGGUUGAUAGUGCAGAGAAGGUCUACGGGGGGGAGGUCUUCAAUAUUACGGAACGAGCGAGGUUGCAAAUUGGAGAAAUCAAACAGGAAAUGUUCCAUGCAGCCCGUGGCAAGUACAUGGAGCUGGUCGUGGGCCGUCAGGCAGCAGAAGAUGAUGAACAUACGGAGACUGACGGUUCCGACCCCGAUGCCGAGGAGCCACAAUAUCUCUUCAGAAUCGGCAAGGCCGGCCUUAAAGAGGUCGCGCGCGGGUAUGUCGCGGAAGCUGUUCGUAUCCCCGACGGUGCGGCUGCACACGAACGCGGAGCCAAUAUGUGGGAGGACUUCAUCAAGAAGGUCCAACUGGGCGAAGACCUCAACCCACAGAUGCGUGCUCUGGAUGGAAUUGUAGAGCAAUCGGUCCAGGAGAAUAUCGAGCGAUCUUUAGAGACUCUCCUAAAUGCCGUCCAAGUCAUCUGCGAUCAAGAAAAUGGCAAGGUCCAAGACACAUCACCCAAGGCCUUGUCAAUGCUGGCCGAUACGGCCCUUGCCGAACCGCCCACUCCGCAUCUCCCGCAGAUGCGCACCGAUCCGAAUAUGCAACAUUCCCACCGUGCACUCCUCCCCACGCCCUCGCAAGUUCAGCCUCCGCAUCCGCCUCCGCCCCCCGGCAUGGCGCAUGGCCCCACCGAUCCCCGGUCUUUCAUUCUUCCUCGACCUUCCCCAAUUCUCUCUCAGCCUCGUCAUCUCCUCCCAGCGCGCGGGCAACUUGGCCUGCCGGAUCCAUUCUCCAUGAACGGACCUCCGCAGCUGCCGCCGCCCCCGGGCUCGAACUUCCGCAGUCUGCCUCUCCCCAAUUAUCUUCCUCCCCCUGGACACCCACAACAACCGGGACCUCCAGGCCCAGGCCCGAUGUACUAUCCACCACCGCAUGGGCAUGGACACGGGCCACCACCUCCUCCACCUCGUCGAUACUGA